Messenger RNA from Acanthopagrus latus (yellowfin seabream), 5356 nucleotides. RefSeq names its product coiled-coil domain containing 9 (gene ccdc9). The record is from RefSeq and is a predicted model, not a curated record. The transcript is spliced from 16 exons. Lineage: Eukaryota; Metazoa; Chordata; Actinopteri; Spariformes; Sparidae. The coding region runs from base 140 to 2578 and encodes 812 amino acids.
AUAAGGAGGGCGCACUGAGGAGCAGGAAUUGGCAAAGAACUCCCGAGUCUCAACAUUGCUGUUCAGCCGUUACGAGCCCCCCUGAAACAGGAGGAAGAAACAGUCGACCACCGGUGUAUGAAGACAGUCAGAGGCAACUAUGUCUUCAGCGGUGGAUCUCAAGACCAAGGAGGAGAAGGAUGCAGAGCUGGACAAACGAAUCGAAGCUCUGAGGAAGAAAAAUGAAGCUCUUGUCAAGAGAUACCAGGAAAUAGAAGAAGACAAGAAGAAGGCCGAGCAGGAAGGCAUUGCUGUGACAACGCCUAGGAAGCCCCGCCCCCACGAGCCGGAGACGGACAGAAGGAAGACGGAGAAGGAAAACUUCACCGUCACAGUCGACCUUUCUAAACCGAUGGGGGAGAAGAGAGUCGUGAACGACUGGAAACCCAACACGCCUCGAGGCCGGAAGACCUCAGAGGAGAGCGACGGCCACGGAGGGCCGAGCGACAGCCACAGCCCCCCCAGGAGGACGGGGUCUGGACGGGUGGGCCGGGGAGGUCAGAGAGGAGGAGGAGCAGGAGGAGGCGGCCGUCCAGAGAGGAGAGAAUGGGAACCCAGGACACCCAGAGAUGGAGAACACGGGGAGUCAGGAGGUCCUGGACGUAGAGGAGGAAGGAGGAGAAGAGGAGGAGGAGGAGGAGGAGGAGGAGGUGGUGAAGGAGAAGGUGGAGGAGGCGGGAGAGGAGAAGGUAGAGGAGGCGGAGGAGAAGGUGGAGGAGGCAGAGGUGGCGGAGGAGACGGGACGCCAGGUGGCACAGACAGGAAAUCAAAGGAGUGGGAGGAGAAGAGGCGACAGAACAUUGAGAAGAUGAAUGAAGAAAUGGAGAGAAUAGCAGAGUAUGAGAGAGGACAGCGGACGGAUGGAGACAAACCGAUCCGUAACUUCCUGGACGACCCGAGACGUUCAGGGCCGGCACCAGACAUAGACCGCAAAGAGGGCAGCAGGAGACAUGUGCGAAACUGGGGAGGGCUGGACUUCGACAACGUGAAGACGGGCCCAGAACUGGAGAGAGAGUGGACUAGUCGAAGGCCUGGUCCUAAAGGCUCUGUGGACAUGACCAUGUCCAUGACCGGCCGGGAGAGAGCAGAGUACCUGCGCUGGAAGAAGGAGCGCGAGCAGAUUGAUGAGGAGAGACUAGCACGCCAUCGCAAUGCUACGGGCCAGUGGAGACGAGAGUGGGACGCACAGAAGACGGAGAACAUGUUCAAGGAGGACCCAUAUGUGGCUGCAGAGGGCAACACACCCGAGCAAGGCAGCAGGAGAGCCCGGGGCCGUGACUCUCGUGCAGAGCCUCGGGGCAGAGCCUCAGAUGACAGCAAGCGGCCUCCUAGAGCUCCCACAUUUGGCGACUUCCUGUCUCAGGGCAGGACUCAGGGGCCCCGAGGGGACCGAGGUGAUCGAGGGGACCGGGGGGACCGGGGCAGAGGACGGGGCCGGGGACAGAAACCAAGCUACAGCAUGCAUGACAACCGCUGGGAAGGAGAGAAGGAAGAGGAGGACAAGGAAAAAGAGGACAAGACAAAGAGAGAGGAGAAGCCUAAAAAGAAGGAGAAACGGGAGGAGAAGUCCAAACCUGCUGCACCACAGAAGGCGGAGGAGAAAAAUGGAGACGAGGAGGAGGAUGAGGACGAAUGGGAGGAUGCCAGUGAUUUUGAAGACGAGGCCGUGGAGGAAGGGAGCGACUCAGAGCACGACUCCAGGGGCGACGAGAAGAAAGACAAGGGGAGCGAGAAACCAUCCAAGAGCAAAGACAGCUCCUCUGUAUCUCCCGCUCAUCGAUCCCGAUCGGCAGGAAGCCCCAAAGAGCAGCGGACUCCCAGGCCAAAGGUCCACAUCCCGCCGCCGGCAGCCGUUCAGGAGUCCCCCGAGGGAGGGAAGCCCCUCAGCCCGUUCUCCCCGCUGGACAGCCACCAGCCUGUCACGGACUGGGGAGAGGAGAUGGAGAUGCAGUCUCCACGGAGCAGCAUGGGGGAGAGCCCGCUGAAACCUCCCAGCGUGGAGGCCAGCCCGCCCCAGAAGAAGGAGCAGGAGCAGCAACAGGAGCAGGAACAGGAGCAGGAACAGGACCAGGAGGAGGAGCAGGACCAGGAGCAGGAGCAGGAGGAGGAGCAGGAACAGGAGCAGGAGCAGGAGGAGGAACAGGAGCAGGAGACGGAGCAGGAGACGGAGAGCCAAGCUGCCAGCUCAAGUGAACCAGCUGAACCACAGAAACAAGAGGAUACAGCCAUAGAUGUUUCCUCUCCUUCAGAGAAGACUAAACCCCAGCAGACUGUGAUCGUGUCAGAACCAGAGUCGGACCCCCCGGCUGCGCCGCCCUCUGACCCCGCCCCCUCUGAGGUCAGUGAGGCUGCUGUUACGACGGACCAGGAAACACCUGCUGCUCCGUCACAAGACAAACCGGACUCUCCUCCCCCUCCGGCCACUCUGGAGGCCGACCAGAGCUCCUCUGAACCAGCAGGAGGGGAAGAUGAAGACACGGCGCCCGCUGAGACCGACACUGCUCCGGCAGCAGAGACGGAGCCGACGUCCUCAGGCUGAACCUGCUGGGAAGAAACAGACCCACCUCUCAGGAUGGAAACAUGAGAGGGAUGAAGAGCAUCACACUACUCAUCACUGCAGUGACGUCACACAUCGAAACAAAAAGAAGAAAAGACUUAAACCAUCAUGAGGAGGAGGAGGAGGAGGAGGAGGAGGAGGAGGAGGAGGACUGAGCACUGCCACCAUGGACCAGCCUCUCCUCGGCUCUCUGAGCUGUUCUAAAGUCUCUUGGAUCACCUGUGAGCCCGGUUCUGUCUCACUCUGUUCAGUGUAAAGCUAUGAAAAUAAUUCAGUCACUGGUUUUUAAUAUGGGGAAGCUUUAAUCUGUCGUUCUCACGAGGGGGGGAGAUGAACUGAGCCUGAUCCAAUUUGUCCGAAAAGGCCACAUCUGUAGAAAUGUCAUUUAGCUAAAUAUCUCUGGCUCCACACCUGGCCGGCCUCAUUUACCUGUCACCACCUGUAGUGGACGUGUCUUUGUCAUUACGUUAGCGGUGGCGUUUCUACUCUUCUGUAAAGAAAAGUAUUUCAUUGCGUUGAACCAUACAGGACACGUCAGACAAGACUGUUAUUGUAAACUAGAAUUGGAAUAAUUUUCCUGCAGAGCAAAAUUAGAUUAACCUUCUCACACCUUCACUACGGACUCAUCACGGCUCAAGUCUUGAAACUUCAAACAUCUGAUGUGAGCGACUGUGGCGGCUGAUCAUCACCUCCAUCAGUCUCCAGCCUGUCCUGCUCUUUGCUUUUAUUUUGUGGUUUUUAAUUACUUUGUUAGAUUUUACAGGGAAAUAUUGUCGUGUUCAUAUCAGAGCCCACUGAGCGAGAAUACGUCUACAGACACGUGAACGGAGAGUUCUUCAGCUUGUUUACAGGAGCGUCACUGCAGGUAGAGCGAGACGUUUUUAAUGUCAUUGACUUUAUGUUUUACAUCACAGCCAGCUGGGCAGGCCUGGUGUGUGUGUGUGUGUGUGUGUGUGUGUGUUACAGAAUGAUCAUGUGGGUCAGAUGUGAGCGUCUGGCUGUGAGCAACGUGCCGUCGUUCGGCUGACGCUCUCACCCAGAUUAACUUUAGGAUCAGGUGUCUUGCUCAAAGGCACUUUGACAGAACACAAUGUGACUUCUUCUCAUCUCCUCCUCGGCUCAAAAAUCUAUCAGUCGGUCCGUUUUUGCUUUUUAUCAAAUUAUGUAAUUCUGCUUCAUAAUCAGAAAAAAGGUUUUUUAUUCUCAGUGAUUCAGACGGAGCUGUCGUGAUCCUGACAGGCUGUGAAUCAUCGCUUCUUAAGAGAAAACUGUCAUAUCCGUCUGAUACGAGUGCUCCUCUCCCCUUAGAUGGAAACAAUUAUUAAAAUUAUGUGUCAAAAAGGCUUAAAGGAACAGAUCAAGCAAAGAUUAAAUUUCAGUCAGCGUCUCCUCAUCGCUAUGCUGAUUGAAAAGUUUCGUAGCCCACUAAACAUUUCUGGAGCUUCACGGCAAAACAGCGCUGCAGCGUUUUUCACUGGAGACUCAACAUAAAAAUAAAAAUGUUUCCUCUCAGCUCGUUCAGCGUAAACAAAGUCUCCAGAAGCCCUGAGAUCCCAGAUUUAUUUGAAUAGAUAUUAUUUACUCCCUUUGUUUAAGUAUGAACCAAUAUCUGACUUUCCGUUGAAAUGGGGAUGAGUCGUUACUGACUGUGGCCGUGUUAACGUGACAACAGGUUUGCUAAAAAACGUUAGAAAUUUCCUUUGAGUUUCAAAGAAGUUCUGCGUUUAUAUGAAAUCACUGUGAUCCACAAAACUAUGAAAACGCUGUUGUGAGUUCCAGGCUAGUUGUUGUAGAAGUUAAACAACAAUGAAGUAAAUUCAGACAAAAAAAGAUGCUCAGAAGUUUGACGUUUGUGGGCAAAAACCAUCACCGUGUAAGCAGCGGGUUAAUUGAAUUUAAAUUCUUUGGGUGAAAUGUUCCUUUUUAAAUGAAGAAAACAGUCAUUCAACAUGACCGUUUACAGCCAGGAAUUGAAGAUAUAAUUGUCUAAUAUCACGAGAUACUGAAACAUGACUCGCUCCUGCAGUAAUGAACCUUUUUAUUGUGUUUGAACGGACAGUUUGUUUCGGAGUGAAACCGUCACUCGUACCUCAGCAGACCAAAGGGCUUCAGUUUGGUUUGUUUUCGAGUUUUGUUCUCUGCAAACGGCUCUUUGAAUCAUGUUAGUUGUAGCCUCGCUGACUCACCUGUGGUCGUUUGGUGACAAGCAGAUAAAUGAGAUGCUUUAUUGUUUUUGUGUUCUGCAUCAGAGGAAUAAAAAUGAUGCAUUUGGGUUGAAAGGAACCGCAAUAUGUACAGUUUUUAAAUGGAGAAGAACAUUCCAGAGUCGGGGUUUGUGCAGAAUGUAGCCUGUGGGCUAUGGAAACAAUAUUUUGUUUUAUGUUUUCCUCUUUUUGCAUUUGGAUGUUUUUUGUUUUUCUGAGCUUCGAUGACUGAUUGUAUUUAAGGCAGUUAGAUGUUUCACUGUACAUCUGUUUCUACAAUGUCUUCCUGUUUGAUACAUGAACUCGCUCUGAGAACUAACAAGGUUUGCCUUUCUGGAUUGGUGUGUGCAGCUGUUUUCAUAAAGUUAUCAGGACUAGCAUGAAUCCAAAAUUGUAGCUUUUUAAUGUCAUCAAAGCCAUGAAUGAAAUCAAUAUUCCCAUCAGAGAGAGGAGCCCUGAUGUUUGUACAGCUUUCCAAAACGUGUUCCCACAUGAGAUGUAAAGCACACGUCGGUUUUUUGUUUCUCUCAUUUAGCCAAUAAAUGUAUUCCUCUGA